AUGGGCUCAAAACUCCUCCACUUACAACUGAUUGGACUGCGAAGAAGACAAGAGUGGAUGAACCUUAACGGGCCAUGGCAAUUCAGACCAGCCAAGAACUCUCAAGAACUCCACAGUCCACCAUUUGGGGGAUGUGGGUUUGUCAGUGAAAUCCUGGUACCUUUCCCGAUGGAAAGUGGGCUCAGUGGGAUUAUGAAAAGUCACAUAUACAGCUGGUAUCGUAGAACUUUUGUUGUCCCUGAGCACUGGUCGGGUCGCAAUGUUUUGGUGAACUUUGGAGCGGUGGAUUAUGAAGCCACGGUGUUCGUCAAUGGAAAGUAUGUUGGGUUCCACCGAGGAGGAUAUUUCAGAUUUACAUUGGAUUUGACUGACGCGCUCAAAGAGCCGGGUGAAGAGAACGAGUUGCUGGUGUUUGUCUAUGACCCGACUAAUUCCAAAGGCGAAGUGAUUCCCCUUGGCAAGCAAGUUCUGAAGCCAAAUCACUAUUUCUAUACCCCUACUAGUGGGAUUUGGCAAACGGUCUUUCUUGAACCAGUGGCCAAGGAAUAUAUACUAGACAUUGUGACCACCGCUCAUGCCGAUGGAAAGUUGAAGAUUACUGUAUACAAUCCAAUAAUCUCUUCUUCGGAUUCACCUCUCUAUCCGGUCACUCUGGGUACCCCUCUUCAGCAGCAUCAAGGAACUGCCAACAGCCUUGUUACUUUCACGUUGCCUUCUCCUCAGCUUUGGUCCCCAACAAGCCCAAAUCUUUAUCACUUUAGAGUAGAAUUAAGACAAGAUACCGUUCAAAGUCAUUUCGGUCUCCGGACAAUAGAGAAGAAAAAAGACAGAGCUGGAAUCGUUCGACCUUUCUUGAACGGAGAAUUUGUCUUCCAACUGGGCACGCUCGAUCAGGGUUUCUGGCCCGAUGGUCUCUACACCGCUCCGACAUUUGAAGCUAUGACCUAUGACCUGAAGGUUUUGAAGCUUUUAGGCUUUAAUAUGUCCUUGGCUUUGCCUGACGAUAUUCCGCUCUCAUCCAUGCACCAGGAUAUGCCCUCAAUGAACCCAGAUUUGCCAGCGCCGAGACCAGGUCAGCAAGCCGAGUUUGCACGGCAAUUGAAGUUGAUGAUCACGAAACAUUUGAGUUUUCCAUCAAUCGUCACUUGGGUAAUUUAUAAUGAAGGAUGGGGACAACUUAACACAACCGACUUUGAAUUGACGCGAAUGGUAAAAAAUUCUGAUCCCACUCGUCCAGUUCUCUACGUCACAGGCUUUCAUGACCAUGGCGCAGGUGACUUUCAUGAUAACCACCACUACCCAUAUCCACAAUGUGGAACACCUUUCUACUCUCUGCCGUCUUCACCCUACGAUCCAUCCAGGAACAGGAUAGCGGUUCAGGGAGAAUUCGGCGGAAUCGGACACAUUCCAGGUCGGCACAAUCUCUGGAACGUCCAAAGCCAGCUCGAUAACUUGAAUCAGACUUACGAAAUCACAUCUACCAUCGACAUUUGGAACUACAGAGCUACUCGCUUUGUCGAGGACCUGAGGGAUCAAGCGCAAUUUUUCAAUUGUAGCGGUGGCGUAUACACUCAAACCACUGAUGUUGAGGGAGAAACCAACGGAUUACUCACUUACGAUCGCAGAGUUCUCCGACCCAAUCUUGAAAGAUGGCAAAAACUCAUUUCAGAAAUCUAUGCUGCCCCGCACCAAGCUGCUGGUAAACAUGAGGUCUCCCAAGCAAAGCCUGACAAAUCUCAACUACUUUUACCAGCUUUAGUAAUCAAGUAA
Molecule: messenger RNA, 1770 nt
Organism: Puccinia graminis f. sp. tritici CRL 75-36-700-3
Lineage: Eukaryota; Fungi; Basidiomycota; Pucciniomycetes; Pucciniales; Pucciniaceae
Exons: 12
Coding region: 1-1770 (589 amino acids)
Biological process (GO): carbohydrate metabolic process
Molecular function (GO): hydrolase activity, hydrolyzing O-glycosyl compounds
Source: RefSeq, a predicted model, not a curated record